Aspergillus terreus NIH2624 is the source of this 456-nucleotide messenger RNA. RefSeq lists its product as uncharacterized. The coding region runs from base 1 to 456 and encodes 151 amino acids. The record is from RefSeq and is a predicted model, not a curated record. Gene Ontology annotation, molecular function: ribonuclease III activity. Gene Ontology annotation, biological process: RNA processing. NCBI's taxonomy places the organism in Eukaryota, Fungi, Ascomycota, Eurotiomycetes, Eurotiales, Aspergillaceae. The transcript is spliced from 2 exons.
AUGAUUAUCUUGCCCCUGCCGACGGACAACGAAAUCGAUGCAUUCGAGGAAGCAUUCCUCCAGCAAACCUAUCGUUUUAUCAAUCGAGACCUAAUUCGUGAGGCCCUUCAGGGCUGUGCCCCAUACAACCCCAGCGGCAAUAAGAGCCUCGCGUUGGCUGGCGACGCCAUUCUCCGCCAAGUCCUUGUCGACUAUGGCAGGGAGAGACAGACCACCCCAGGCAGGAUACCCUUUCGUAACCCACAAAUCAUCUGCAAACUAACGGCUCCGUUUAUGGCAGACGAGAUCCAGAACACCAUCACGCAGAAUCCAGGACAGUGGGGUGUUGUGGCUGGGAAGAAUGUUAUGGCCACCACUAUGGAAGCCAUUAUCGGCGCAGUCUACUAUGACUCCAACAAGGAUCGUAAUGCCUGCGAAAGGGUCAUGGCUGCACUUGGCCUCUCCUGGCCCAAGUGA